UCGAGCGGUCGCGGAGCGGGAGGCCUGUGGGCGCGGACCGUCAGCGCCUCGGGAGGGACCAUGGAGCCCUUGGUGGAGCCUCGGUGGCCUGCGGGCCUGGAGUUCAUGAAGACAAUAGAUGAUUUGCUUCGAUGUGGCAUUUGCUUUGAAUAUUUCAACAUUGCCAUGAUAAUUCCUCAGUGUUCACACAACUAUUGUUCUCUCUGUAUAAGAAAAUUUUUGUCCUACAAAACUCAGUGUCCAACUUGUUGUGUGGUGGUCACGGAGCCAGACCUGAAAAACAACCGCAUUUUAGACGAACUGGUAAAAAGCAUGAGUUUUGCCCGGAAUCGUCUAUUGCGGUUUACUUUAGAGUCACCACCUCUAUCUCCUGCUUCUUCUUCUUCUUCUUCUUCGAAGAAGCUUGCUAUCAAAGUAUCUACUCCUGGGGUCUUCCGACAUCCUACAAAGCAAGGAAGCAGACUAAUGGACAAUUUCUUGACCAGAGAAAUCGGAGAUUCUCCAUCAGAGUUGUCAAUAAAAGAAAAUGCCAGACAAUUUAGCCCUCAAAAAGAGACAAGCCUUUCUACUGAGACCAAAAAGACAGGCUUUGUAGAAGAGGUGGCACCUGGUUCCUCAGAUGUUAAUGGUCCAGUGACACCCUCUACAUCUGCUUUGAAGCAAGAUACUAAAGUGGAUUGUCCUGUUUGUGGGGUUAACAUUUCAGAAAACCACAUUAAUAAGCACUUAGACACCUGUUUAUCACGUGAAGAGAAGAAGGAAAGCCUCAGAAGUUCUCUUCACAAAAGGAAGCCGCUGCCCAAAACUGUGUAUAACUUACUCUCUGAUCGUGAUUUAAAGAAAAAGCUAAAGCAGCAUGGAUUAUCUGUUCAAGGAAAUAAACAGCAGCUUAUUAAAAGGCACCAAGAAUUUGUACACAUGUACAAUGCCCAGUGUGAUGCUUUGCAUCCUAAAUCAGCUGCUGAAAUAGCCCAAGAACUUGAAAACAUGGAGAAGACUAGGAUGCGCCUUGAAGCAAGUAAACUCAACGAGAGUAUGAUGGUUUUUACAAAGGACCAAACAGAAAGUGAAAUAGAUGAAAUUCACAGUAAAUACCGUAAAAAACAUCAGAAUGAAUUUCAGCUUCUGGUGGAUCAGGCCAAGAAAGGAUACAAGAAAACUGGUUGGACAUCAGAAAACAAAGCAACGGGAAAAGGACAGGAAGAUGUUACAGUGAAAUUCUCAGAUACCACCUUGGUAACAAACCACUCUCUUCAGUCAAAACCAGGCUCCCCAGGGAGAUCUGAGCCCGAGGGACCAGAUGAUUCUUCUGGCUGCACUGAUAUUCAAGAAGGGGCUCUUUUCUCAGAGUCAGAUUCAUGUAAUAGUUCCAGUUCAGACAUCAUAAGAGAUCUCCUGGAAGAAGAAGAGGCCUGGGAAGCAUCAUAUAAAAAUGAUCUUCAAGACAGAGAAGUAAGUCCAAGACAGAACCGCCGCACAAGAGCAGCUGAAAAUGCUGAGACUGAGCCAAGAAACAAGCGUAAUAGGAAUUAGUGUGGGCCUUUGCCUGCUUUUCUAAUACAGUGAUAGAAUAUGGUACUUUUGAUUACCAUAUAUAGGUUGCACAUAUAUAAUUACCCAAGGGAAUGUGUUUAAUUCUAAAUGUAAUAGUUAAUUUGUUUUGUUUUGUUUUCUGUUGCCUUCCCAGAAGCAGAAAAAUAUUACAAAACACUCCCCUUGGUCAGUUGCUUCCUGCAUCUAGCAACCACCAGCUUUCCAGAGUGGGUACACUGCUUGGCAAAGAUAUUUGGUUUGAUUUCUAAAUUUCAGAAUGUCCUUAGAUGUUUUUCCUUUUCUUCCAUAGAGAAGCCAACUUCACAAAUCUUCUUUAUUGUAACAGGCAGUUGACUUAAGAGUGACUGUAUGUUGGAGUGAGUACCCAAAUAGCAGUGACUAGAUGGAUGUUGCAGAUGUUGUUUAGUGCAGUUGUUUGUUGUUACAUAUUACUCAAAGUAGGAUUAUAAUAUAAAGUCACAGUAAUAUAAUUUUCUUUAAGUCAGAUAGUAUUGUAAUUUAAAGUCACGAAGUCAUAAUAGCUGAAACCUUAUUCUUCUGAAGUGGCACUUAAAAUGAUUGCAGUUAGUACUUUUUCACUUGGGUCAGUCACAUCACUAACACUGAAUCCUAGCUGUUAAACAAAAAGUAUGAAAUAAAUGGAUUUUAUAAAUGAA
Molecule: messenger RNA, 2210 nt
Organism: Dipodomys ordii (Ord's kangaroo rat)
Lineage: Eukaryota; Metazoa; Chordata; Mammalia; Rodentia; Heteromyidae
Gene: Rad18
Product: RAD18 E3 ubiquitin protein ligase
Exons: 13
Coding region: 61-1533 (490 amino acids)
Biological process (GO): protein monoubiquitination; DNA damage tolerance
Cellular component (GO): Rad6-Rad18 complex; nucleus
Molecular function (GO): single-stranded DNA binding; ubiquitin protein ligase activity
Source: RefSeq, a predicted model, not a curated record